CGCGGACACUGCGCCUUGAGAACGAUAAAAAGACAUCGAGGUCCACGCGUACGCCGCAAGACAGCCACUGUCCACCCCAUCUCGCUCGCUCAGGCUUAUAGACCAUGUCGUCCAUAUCCACUUCUCAGCCCCGCAUCGCCAUCAUCGGCGGCGGACCUGCUGGGCUCGUCGUUCUCCUCACCCUCACCAAGCGCGGCAUCCCUGCCACGCUCUACGAGCGCGAGCUCGACAGCGAAUCGCGCGCCCACCUCGGCGGCAUGCUCGACCUCGAGUGGGACUCCGGCCAGCGCGCGUUCCGCGAGAACGGAAUGGAGGACGUUUUCAGGAAGCAUUCGCGUCGCGACGCGGAAGAAACGCGAAUCUGCGGGAAGGACGGUGUUCCCCUCUUCCACAACGAGGGAAAGGCUGUCGACCCGCUCGACAGUGAUCUGCGGCACGCGCGCCCUGAGAUCGACCGCCGCGUCCUCCGCGAGGUCCUGCUCGACGCCGUGCCCGACGACGCCGUCAAGUGGGGCCACGCACUGGCAUCCAUCGGGCCGCUUGAGGGGGGACAGCAUGAGCUCACGUUCGCGAACGGCGUGGUGACCAUCGCGGACGUCGUCGUCGGUGCGGACGGUGCGCACUCCCGCGUCCGCCCUCUGGUCUCUCCCGCGGUCCCUAUCUACCACGGGGUCACUGGAGCAGAGCUCUCGCUCCCGCCCGCCGUCGCGUCUCUCCCGGAGAAUCGCGACAUUAGCUCGGGCGUCGGCAAAGGCAGCUGCUACGUCGCGCAGGGCGAGAAGAUGUUGGGUUUCCAGCUCAACGGCGACGGACGCAUUCGCGCCUACGCGUGGCACCGCAACACGCUCGACUGGGCCCUCCCGCACGACCCGAAGGAGGCGAAGAAGGUUCUCCUCGACAUCUACCCGGACUGGGCGCCGUGGAUCCGCAAGUUCAUAGAGGAGGCCAACGAGGACGCUAUCUACCCGCGCCCUCUCUUCCAUCUACCCGUCGGCCAUCGCUGGGAGCACAAGCCGGGAGUUACUGUCAUCGGCGAUGCGGCUCACCUGAUGAGUCCUUUCGCCGGCGCCGGCGCGAACCUCGCGAUGCGGGACGGGGUCGAGUUGGGGCUGGUUCUGGCGGACGCGGUGGCAAAGGGCCUAAGGCGAGAGGAGAGGGAGGCCGCGAUUGCAGCGUGGGAAGAGGAGAUGUUCGCCAGGGGGGAAAGGUUUGCUGCCCUUACUUUGGCGAACCUGGAAACUAUCCUGGGCCCGGACGCUCCGCAAUCUAUCGUUCAAGCUUUUCAGCAUGCCAUAGCUCAGACGUAGAGUAACCAAGUCCAUCGUCUCUAUGACACUGCCGCAGAGUCGUCUUGAAGUGAUUGAAGUCCUGAGAUUAUGUCCUGUCCCCAUCAAAUUGUUACAUAUGAUUCAAGUUCCAACUGCGCCGGCGAGAUCGAGACGUACCAAGGACAACGCUACCAACGAGAGCCGUUCAUAC
Molecule: messenger RNA, 1479 nt
Organism: Trametes versicolor FP-101664 SS1
Lineage: Eukaryota; Fungi; Basidiomycota; Agaricomycetes; Polyporales; Polyporaceae
Product: monooxygenase FAD-binding protein
Exons: 1
Coding region: 105-1307 (400 amino acids)
Molecular function (GO): FAD binding
Source: RefSeq, a predicted model, not a curated record